Phyllotreta striolata is the source of this 3451-nucleotide messenger RNA. The record is from the annotation of a GenBank genome assembly. Lineage: Eukaryota; Metazoa; Arthropoda; Insecta; Coleoptera; Chrysomelidae.
AAAGAACAUGUCAUAUGUCAUAAAUAAAUUUUUGUUUGUUUUUAUUUUUUUAGUGCUUUAAUUUUGCUGUUUUAUUUAUGUGUUCGGUAAUUAUUAAUUAUUAGAUGAUCUAUUCGUUUCGAUCGUAAACCAACAACUCUAACGAUUACCAUCAAAAUGAAUUUUUACGAUCCCUUGUAGCAAACUAAUGACGUUAACUGAAAUUCUGUCAAUGCAAUUUUCCGAUUUAAGCGACGUUAAAAUGCCUUGAAGAAUCCCGAAGCAUGCAAUAGAAAUUAUUGCCAAAUGUAGUCGUCCGAAGUAUAAUUACAAUUCGUAUUUAUGUAAUGCAUAAGUAGCGUAAUAUGAACACCACGGCCGAGCAGAACCUUUUAUCUCAACCUCUGAGGGUGGAAACCGACGAUACCGUUCACCCCGAAGAAAAUUACUUCGAAGAAGAGGGCAAUUUCAACGAAAACGGCAACAAUGACAACUCGGACUCCCUCGGACCGCUACCGCCCAAAUGGGAAAAAGCCUACACAGAAAGCGGAGAAGUUUAUUUCAUCGACCACUCGACCGGUACAUCCCAUUGGUUGGACCCGAGGCUGUCGAAAUUCCAAAAGAAAACCCUCGAAGACUGCAUGGACGACGAGCUACCGUACGGCUGGGAAAAAAUCAGCGAUCCCCACUACGGCACCUACUUCAUAGACCACGUGAACCGAAGAACUCAGUACGAAAACCCGGUGAUACAAGCCAAACGGGCCGCCUCCCAGUCAUCGGCCAGGAUCAGCAGGACAUCGUUCACGAAAGACCCCGCCGAGCUCUGCGGCCAGCGCUUCAAGACCUCCCUCGUGAAGUCCUCGAGGGGCCUCGGCAUCACCAUAGUAGGCGGCGACGACAACGUAGACGAAUUCCUGCAAAUCAAAUCGGUGGUACCGAAAGGCCCCGCUUGGCUCGACGGCCGGCUGCAAACCGGCGACGUGAUUGUAUUCGUGAACGACACCUGCGUGUUGGGCUACACGCACAACCAGAUCGUCAGGCUUUUCCAGUCCAUCGGCGUCGGUUCGACGGUUUGCCUCGAAGUGUGCCGGGGGUAUCCUCUGCCGUUCGAUCCGAACGAUCCCAAUACCGAAGUGGUGACCACGAUAGCCGUAGACACUCACAUACAGCCCAUCGCGAACGAAAAGUCCUUCGUGGAUACGAAUUAUAAUUUCAUCGAAAGCGAGGAGGUCUCGCGCGACAAGACGCUGUCGGAUUCCAACAACGAUUUGGACGAUUUGCUGAAGGGAAUCGGAAACGUUUCCGUUGGUAAAAUAGACGUGCAAGUUCGGAUCGUAAAGGGCAACCUGGGUUUCGGGUUUACUAUAGCCGACAGCGCUUGUGGACAGAGAGUGAAGAAGAUCCUCGACCACCAGAGAUGCAAGAAUUUAAUGGAGGGGGAUAUACUGGUGGAAAUAAACGAGAUUUCCCUGCAGAAUAUGUCGCACGACGAGGUGGUGCAAGUGCUGAAGAACUGCGCUUAUAACAGCGAGGCGACGAUUCGAGUCCAACGGGGCUGUCCGAAGACUCCUACGGUACGAAACAAGACCAGGAAAUUGGACGUUCGCUUCAACGGAAAGGACAUCAACAACGUUUACCGCAGCAAAACACCCACAGCCGAUAUUUACAGUACUCAACCUAGGGAAAUACUGCCCAGUAGGCCGAAAACGCCGUUGGUAGACACGAGGGGUUUAUCGAAGACCUCCAUCAAAGACAUCAACUCGAACUCCAACCACGAACUAUACAAACACGACUACCUAAACGACAACGUAAACAGCUCCGAGAGGCCUCGAUUGAGGUUGUCGCUGAUAGACAACCAGGACGAGGACGCGGACGACGUAGAUUUAGCUGAAAACCAAAACAGAACGAUGAGCGAGUACCCCCAAUUAGACGCCAGGUUCAGCCUGUACAACCCGAUUCCUCACCGGUACGACUGCUCGUGCGCGUACUGCUCGAACCCCCGGCCCGAUCCCGGCGAUCCCUACGACAACGCCAAGAAGUACCCGGCAGGCAACGACUGGUGGUUCCACUCGCCCGAAUACCUCACGACUAUAGUGACUUUGCAUCGACAAGAAACCGGAUUCGGCUUCAGGAUCAUCGGCGGCAUCGAAGAUAAAUCACAAGUGGCUGUCGGGCAUAUAGUAGCAGGCGGGGCGGCCGACGUGGACGGCAGGAUACGCUCGGGCGACGAGAUCGUCAGCGUGGAUGGGUAUUCGGUGAUAAAGGCGUCCCAUCGGCAAGUGGUGCAAUUGAUGAACGCCGCCGCCACCAGGGGGCAGGUGAAUCUCGUGCUGAGGCGGCGCGUCCAUCCGGUGAACGCGGGGGCCUCGUAUUGGACGGUGGACGGUCACUCGCAGAUGCCGGUUAACAUGACGCUGAUACCGGCGAAUUCGCAUUUGGUUUCGUCAACGCACGAGGUCACCGUGCAGAGGACCGAGAACGAGGGGUUCGGGUUCGUGAUUAUAUCGUCGGCUAAUAAAAUUGGUUCUACAAUCGGACGAUUGAUUGAAGAUAGUCCGGCGGAGAGAUGCGGAAGGCUCAGAGUUGGAGAUUACAUAGUAGCUGUGAAUCACAUCGACAUCACGCAUUACAAUCACGGGGAUAUCGUGAAUUUGAUCAAAGAGUCCGGACUGUCGGUCACCCUGACUAUAGCUCCGAAUCCGGACCUUUGAUUUGCGCUAGUUUUAUUUGUAAAUAAUUUGCUCACUGUCGGUUACAGAACGUUUUUGAGUUCACACAUUCUUUUUCGUUUUGGUAGCGUUCGCAUGUCGAAUACGUAGGAUAUGUCUGUACUGAUUCUUCGAAUUUUAAAAUGUAUUUUUUCAUGACGAUGUGUGAUAGUAAAAAAGUCUAAAUAACGUCCAGUAACGCGUAAUGAUUUAUUUAAUUUUAAAUUGUAAACCAAAAAUUUUUUUGUAUGUACGAACGAACUGAGAGGUUUUUUUUAACGUAGUAAAUUAAUUUUAGAUAUCAUUUUUAGUGUACGUUUUAUGUAGCAAUGAUGCAAUUUCUAAUAUCUAAUAUACGCAGUAGUUAACAGUUUUAAGUUUUAAACAGUUUUUUUUUCUUAUGUAACGUUAAAACUUGCCAUAAAAAAAUUAGGGCUAGCCUUUAUAUACUCAAGGAAUAAAAAUGCAAAAAUAGCUAAAUUAUAUUAUAUGCAAUAAUGGUUGAAAAGAUUUAUAAAAGUUAACUUUUUUAUACAUUAAUUGUGUCGAUUUGUAUGUAAAAUUCAUACCACUGUGUUCAUUGUUGUGACUUAAUUUCGAACAAAACAUGUUUACUUUACACUUAGCGUUCUAACGAAUAUAAUAUAGCUAGUAAUUAUGUUUUUAUAUUUUAUACAAAGAGUAAUUUCUAUUAAAUAUAAAACUGUUUCAUUAAAUUUGUACGUUUUUGAUUAUACGAGAACAGAAAUAAAACCACAUUUUCA